GUGGAUAGAUGCUGCGUUCGUUUAGAACAAAAAGUUUUACGCCUGAGGGAGAUUUGCAACUAAUUAAUUUCUGUUACAUUGCGCCGUUGAUGUCGACUCUGGAAACAAUAACAUCAUGGACCUGAAGAAGGGUAUCUUGCAGUCCCCUUCAAACAGAAAGGUGUGCCGUAACCUGUUUGGCCCUGUUGACCGGGAUCAGCUGCAUGCUGAGUACCAAGAAAUUCUGCAGAAGGUGACUCGGGACUCGGCCCUCAAGUGGGGUUUUGACUUUGUGAAUGAGACCCCACUGGAGGGUAGCAACUACCAGUGGGAACGUGUUCCUAGUGGCAAAGUACCUGCACUGUACCGCUCCUGUUUUGUGGCUGCCAGCAUACAGGGAAUAAGGCUGGGGAAGGAGAAUGCGCCAGUUGCACUGGAGCAAACUGGCAAGCCCUUUAGCUGUCAGAAUCAGGAAUCCACCCCCAAGAAGUGUUCUUCUGGAGUCCUCAAAAGGAAACAGACCAACAUUACAGAUUUCUACCAGUCAAAGAAGAUGUUUGUGCAAAGGACGGAGAAGGCUUAGCUGUGAGUGCUGACUACUGAGAGACUAUUCCCUUGCUUGGCAAAAGUAGGGGCUAAAGCUGAUUUUUGUCCAUCCAGGCUUUUGUACCUGGGCCUCUUCUGAGAAAUGGACUGACUUGUAAGGAUCUACUCCCAGUACCAUGGUUGGAGGCACACCCAUCUCAAUAAGAGGCCUGAUUGGACAUUGUUGUUUUCUCCCUUUACCUGUUCCUUACUGUCAGAUGUUGAAUGGCUAUGGAGGGUGGUGUAGUUCUUUCAGUUCAAGUGUAGCAAAUUCCUGAUACACCUGGUAUGGCAAGAUUCCUUUUCACUAUAUAUAUAUA
This is a messenger RNA of Polypterus senegalus (gray bichir), 884 nucleotides long. RefSeq names its product cyclin-dependent kinase inhibitor 1A (gene cdkn1a). The transcript has 3 exons. The coding region runs from base 116 to 562 and encodes 148 amino acids. Gene Ontology annotation, molecular function: cyclin-dependent protein serine/threonine kinase inhibitor activity. The record is from RefSeq and is a predicted model, not a curated record. Gene Ontology annotation, biological process: regulation of mitotic cell cycle; signal transduction by p53 class mediator. Gene Ontology annotation, cellular component: nucleus. NCBI's taxonomy places the organism in Eukaryota, Metazoa, Chordata, Cladistia, Polypteriformes, Polypteridae.